AUGGAGAGUUUCACUACGUCAAAGUGUGUUUCCGUAGUACAUCACUUAUUCAGCACUGUGUUUUUGGAAGGUACGCAAUUUCAGAAAAGAGAAAAAAAAUUACGGAAGUGUACUGCUGCUGUUUAUCGAAGAGAACUGGAACGAUUGAGAUUCACUUUGAAAACAAAACCUUGGCUAAAGGCUAUGAAAGCAAGUGAAACCAUGGUGUCUUGGUGUGAACAGUUCCAUGACUAUGAUCCUUUUAUAUCAACUCCACAACCUAGUAAUCCAUGGAUAUCUGAUGACACUAAUUUAUGGGUGUUAAAUACUGAUUCGGUGGAAGUGCCGACCGAACGACGGGUUAAACGGUGGGGCCUUUCUGUACAAGAACUCGUUCGUGAUCCUAUUGGACGACAAGUUCUUGAAACAUUCCUAGAAAGCGAGUUUUCCUCUGAAAACAUACGGUUUUGGAUGGCCAUUCAAGAUUUGAAAUUUUCUGCGAACGAGCAAGUAGAAAGGAAGGCACAGCACAUUUAUGAAGAAUUUUUGUCGCCUGGUGCUCCUUGUCAGGUAAAUGUCGAUUCACGUACUCUAGAUGCUACAAUGAAAUCACUGGAGGAUAAGUCAGUAGCCAGACGACAUGCAUUUUCCCCAGCUGAAGAGCAUAUAUUCACCUUGAUGAGCAAAGAUUCGUAUCCACGAUUUUUACAUUCCCAAAUCUACAAAGGAGUACUUUCGGCAGCUCAGCAACAAGGCUCAAAACAUCUUGGUUGGCGAAAUUUCGUAUUCAAUAUGGGUAAUCAGAAGAAGAUGCCAGCUGCGGCCAAACAACAUAAAAUAAGUCGUGAUGAUAAUUCCCAUAUUUCACUUCCAAAACAGCUCAGUUCCGAUUCUCUUUCAGUAGCAAAGGCACAAACACAAAGGAUAUCAGCAGAAUCUUUUGCAACUAUAUCGAACACAUAA
Acanthocheilonema viteae is the source of this 942-nucleotide messenger RNA. The record is from the annotation of a GenBank genome assembly. Lineage: Eukaryota; Metazoa; Nematoda; Chromadorea; Rhabditida; Onchocercidae.